This is a messenger RNA of Panicum hallii, 2241 nucleotides long. RefSeq names its product cold-responsive protein kinase 1. Gene Ontology annotation, biological process: protein phosphorylation. Bases 703 to 1884 code for a protein of 393 amino acids. The transcript is spliced from 7 exons. The record is from RefSeq and is a predicted model, not a curated record. Lineage: Eukaryota; Viridiplantae; Streptophyta; Magnoliopsida; Poales; Poaceae. Gene Ontology annotation, molecular function: ATP binding; protein kinase activity.
ACGGUGGGCGUGGACCUGGAGACGGGCACUGGACUCGCUCGCUCGCCGUACUUCGCAUCCCUCCCCGGGGCCAAGCACGAGCAGCUCAUCCGAGCCGUCCGCCCGGCACGCGGUCCCGCGGCUGGCACGGUCAGCACGGCCGCCGCCCACUCCACCCUGCUGCUGCCGGGGCGCGGACGCAACCGGCCGCCCGGCGGGAUUCAGUCAAUUUCCGGGCCACGCCGCUGCAGGUCGUCGCCUUCGGCGGUAGAAAACGUGGACUUUCUUCUUCACGGGGGGAGGGUUUGGGGUGGGUGCGGCACGCCUGGCGAUCUCCAUCUGACUGACCGCGCGCGUCGCCACAGGAGUGAGAGAGCAACAGCGACAGCGGAGCCAGCGAGGCGGGGGCGCGGCGGACCGGGUAAAAGCGCCGGGCCUCGGCCGCCUGCUCCGCCUUCCCCUCCCCCCUCGUCUCCACCAGUCGGCCUGUCCUCAGCCAGGCGGCGUCGGCGCGCCGACGGUGCCAGGGCGGAGCGCUGGGGCGCCACCGCGGGUGAGGAGGAGAAGAGGAGACAAAGAGCCCAGAGCUUCGGCUGUCCGCGCUUUUGCUGCCUGCGGAGCCGACGGCUCCGCGCCUUCCGUCGGCCAGGAAGGAGCACAAAUUGGAACUGGUUUCGGAUAAACGUUUGAUAAACGUUUGGAGGAGACCUCGGAAUUUGGAUCAUGGGGAGUUCGGUCGGCUGCUUGGGAGGCGGCUCUAAGUCUAGGCAAGAUCAGAAUGGUCAGGCCGCCGCAUCUACGUCUCCUCGUUCAGGUCGUGUAUUAUCAAGAGCUGGAAAUAAUGUACGAGUCUUCUCUCUAAACGAGUUGAAGACUGCCACACGAAACUUUCACAUGCUGAAUUGCGUUGGUCGUGGAGGUUUUGGAGCAGUGUAUAAGGGAAACCUGAAAGAUGGCUCUCAAAUCGCAAUAAAAAAGCUUUCAGCUGAGUCAAAACAAGGAAUUAGCGAAUUCUUGACAGAGAUUAAUGUCAUAUCAAACGUCAGGCACCCAAACCUUGUCAAGCUCCUUGGUUGCUGUGUUGAAGGAAAAAACAGACUAUUGGUGUAUGAGUAUGCAGAGAAUAACAGUUUGGCAAAUGCUUUGCUUGGACCAAAGAAUAAAUGUAUUCCAUUGGACUGGCAGAAAAGGGCUGCUAUCUGUAUUGGAACUGCUUCUGGCCUUGCGUUUCUUCAUGAGGAAGCACAACCACGCAUUGUCCAUCGUGAUAUCAAGGCUAGCAACAUUUUACUUGAUAACAAGCUUCUGCCUAAAAUUGGAGAUUUCGGACUGGCCAAGCUUUUUCCUGAUACUAUCACUCACAUCAGCACGCGCGUUGCAGGAACAAUGGGCUAUUUAGCACCAGAAUAUGCCUUAUUGGGACAAUUAACCAAGAAAGCUGACAUAUAUAGUUUUGGGGUGCUUCUUCUUGAAGUGAUAAGCGGUCAAAGCAGCAGCAAGUCAACUUGGGGGCCUGAUAUGCAUGUCCUUGUGGAAUGGACAUGGAAACUGCGGGAAGAAGAAAGGCUCUUGGAAAUUGUUGAUCCAGAUCUGGAAAAGUACCCAGAGGAGCAAAUGCUCCGUUACAUCAAGGUGGCACUGCUGUGUACACAAGCCACAUCUCAGCAAAGGCCAUCCAUGAAGCAGGUUGUCAAUAUGUUAUCUAACAGCACGGAGAUCAAUCUGCAAAAUGUGGUUCCACCAGGUGUGCUGAAGGAACCACGCCAGCGUACCAGAGGCUUUGGGAGUUUGGCAGUAGACACAUCCUCAAGCCAAAGCACCAAAUGCAAUCCAGCUGAAUCUUACAGUACACAGACGAACAUGAAUAGUGGUCAAUUUAGCACAACUGAGGUAUCACCAAGGUGAUGCAAUGGACUGUCAACCAGCAAGUUUGUUUAGCAUUUUCAGAGGUUUCUUGCACCACCCACGAGGUUUUACUGUGCUGAAAGGCCUGAUCCAUUUUCAUCCUGAUUUAGAACUACAUAGGAUGUGAGGGCCAUUGUGAAUUGCUGAUGUACAGGAACUGUAGUUUUUUUUUCCCUUUUGUGGAGGAAUUGUAGUUCAAUUUAACAAUUGCAUUCUGUUUCCUUAAAGCCUGUUGUAGGGAUACAGUGCAAAGAGUGCGAGAGGAGUGCAUUGUAGACUACAAAAAUUGCGCUCAGAAUAUAAGCAAGAAAGUUGUGAAGAAGAGUUACUAUAUAUUAAUGUUCCUUACAUCGACAA